Diabrotica virgifera virgifera (western corn rootworm) is the source of this 2607-nucleotide messenger RNA. RefSeq lists its product as uncharacterized. The transcript has 3 exons. Bases 316 to 1053 code for a protein of 245 amino acids. Lineage: Eukaryota; Metazoa; Arthropoda; Insecta; Coleoptera; Chrysomelidae. The record is from RefSeq and is a predicted model, not a curated record.
UGGAUCAAAAUUAUAUCAUUGCAGUGUAAAUUGUGUAUUUAUUUGUUAUUUGCUUAACUUAAACGCGUAAGUCUACAAAUUAUAGCAAUUAAAACUAGCAAAAUACAGUUUAAUAUGACAUAUGAUAUUAUCAUAUGACUACAUUACGCGUUAUUAUAAACAUAAACCAACAUUACCGUCGUUGCAUAAUUAUUGUGUCAAAACUGCAAAAACGUUUUGUGUUCAAUUAUUGUAGUAGGUGCCCAUCUGAGAGACAUAGAUAUAAAUUUCAAACAUGCACAAGGAAUUUUCAAUUGACAUGAGAAUCUAGGAGAAAUGAGUUCCUAUCCAGAAGGGCUACAAAUAAUUCUUUAUGCGCUAUUAAUAGCUGCAGCAUUUUUUCUUUUAAGAGCGGUCUACUACCUCUGUAGUUCUGACCUCUGUGGUUCUGGAACACAAGGUUCUACUCGUAGUACACGAAAGAAGCAGCGGUAUCGAUCAAAUUAUACACCAAACAACGUUCGAUACUAUAGGAGUAACAACGAUCAUUAUUAUAAUGAUCGUUGCGAUGUUGAAAGUGGUUUUCUCAAUCACAAUCACCCUUAUAGAGGAACAACUACUGACGUUUUUAACACCAGAAGCUUUGACCUAAAUGAACCAAUCUUGACCGACAACAACGAACCGGUGUAUUCUGAAAGCAAUACUCAUGUUGACUCGGGUAUAGCUGCAGGCUUAUCUGCUGCUAUUGCAGAGUCAAUGUCAUUUUUUUCUGCAGGAGAUGAUACAGGUACGACAGACAAUACCGGUGGUGAUUAUGAUUCAGGCGGUGGUGAUUACGAUUCAGGCGGUGGUGAUUACGAUUCAGGCGGUGGUGAUUACGAUUCAGGCGGUGGCAAUUACGAUUCAGGCGGUGGUGAUUACGAUUCAGGCGGUGGUGUGGUCGAUUCAGGUGGUGGUGAUGAUAAGUCAGACGAUUUUGUGGUCGAGUCGGCCAGUGAUGCAGUCGAUACAGGUGGCGAUACGUGUGAAGUUGGCGGUGACGCGGGCGACGACAAUGGGGGGGACUUUGACUAAAAUAAAAAGUGUAACUUUACAACAGUGUAAACACAUGACUUACAGUUGAAUCCAUGAUUCGUUACCCAUGCGUCAUCAUUUAAAGCAUACGAAAUAAAUCGAAAAGUUAUUUCAUGUAAAAGCAAGUGACAGAAAGCGGCUACUGCUCCGAUCACGGAUUAUAUUAUAAAAUUUGACAUUUUUAAAUAAAUAGAAUGUAAAAUGUUAGCUUUGCUUUAAAAUUUUGGUGCAGAAUUACAGCUACAUUUGCAGUAGCUUAAUAAAUUCUUUUAAUAUCAUUAGUGAUAGAUAUUAAGGAUUUGUUAUAAUAUAAAUACUUGACAAUAAAAUAUUUUCUUUUUGUUAUUUAUUAACUUUCGCGAAAACUUAAACAACAGCAUUCCUUAACUGUGAAUGAGGUUAACUUUCCAUGUAAAUUAAUGGCAAAAUAAAAUACACUUACCAUAAAAUUUCAAACUACAAUAUAAAAUUAGUUGUGAAAACAAAUGUUCGUAUAAGUAUAAUUAACUUCUAAAUAAAAAAACACGACAAAAAACAGCAAAAAUCCAACAAACUGACAGUGACAAGUAAGUAAACAAACAAGAAACGUCACAAAUUGUACUUAAAAUCUGAAAACGUCCCGAAGUUUUUUUUUGUACCUAUCUCUUUUCGAUGUACUGAUUCUAGAGCGUUCAUAAAAAUAACAUGUGUCUUUACUUAAUAACAGGCGGUAGCUGGUUUGUGCUUAGUUGCAUGCGUGAAAGACAGGUAUUAAUGACGCACAGGUAGAGCCCUGGACUCAACUGUACAAAUAAUUGAUGCAGAAUGAAGUACAAUUUCACGCCUUAUAAACAAUACUCUAUAUUUCAGAUGUAAACGUACCUUAAAAUCGAUAUUUAUUUGAAAUUAACAGUAAUUUUAUAUAUUUUUCAAAUAUGUAACUUAAUUUUAAACAGAAGGUAAACAAGAACUACUCAAGUUUUUCCAUUAAAUGGAUCAAUAUUAUCUGUUUGAGAUUCUAUUACCAUUGAGAUUCUAUUACCAAAUGUCUUGGCGAUCGGAUCAAACAUCAAAAAUAAUACCUUAAACUGUACAAGCUAAUAAUAAAAGAUAUUACCAGUGGGUUAACUCCUUUUUUGACAAGAGCUUGUCUUGACUUUUCUAAUUUUUGUUAGUCGCUGUCACUAUUUUCUACUAAUACUACAUCAUCAGCUUACUUUAAGCAGUAGGGAAUCCAGAUUUGACCAUACGGCUCACACUCCUUCUGAGGGGAAAAUUGACUCAUCCCAGAUACCUAGUGUAUCAAAAGGAUUGAGCUUGCUCUGUUAUAAAACAUAUUACCAAUGGGUUAAAUCCUUUUUUCUCAAGAGCUUGUCUUGACUGUUCCAGUUUUUGUUCGUCGCUUUCACUAUUUCCUACUAAUACUACAAGCUUACUUUAAGCAUCAGGGAAUCCAGAUUUAGACAUACGUCUCACACUCCCUCUGAGGGGAAAAUUUACUCAUCCCAGAUACCUAGGGUAUCAAAAGGAUUGAACUCUGAUACUUGGGCAAGAUUUAAUAAACUAGGUGCUCGA